Molecule: messenger RNA, 4991 nt
Organism: Dreissena polymorpha
Lineage: Eukaryota; Metazoa; Mollusca; Bivalvia; Myida; Dreissenidae
Exons: 2
Coding region: 1126-2502 (458 amino acids)
Source: RefSeq, a predicted model, not a curated record
CGGAUUCGCGGAAUUCCGCGGUUUUUAUCAUCGCCAGGGCCAUUUUUUAGAUCGAUGCAGAUCCGAUGAGUUUUUUUCGGGGGGGGGGGGGGGUGGUAGGCCAUGUGUCCAGCAAUGCCGACAAACAAAAUAAACAAAAUACGAUCGAUUCCAGACGCCAUAAAUUGGUUUCCCACUGUUCUGUUAACCCAUAUCUAAAUAUAGACUCGACCAUUGCUUCUCAAUUAGUCUACCCCCCUGGGCGUAUUGCUCUUUCAUUUUCGAGAAUCAUUCUAUCCCACUGGGCACUUUUCGCCCGGUAAGUGCUUUCGUCAAUCUCCGUUGCAAGUACGAAGGUCUUCUGCGGAUUUCUACAGGAAGCCGUGUUUCGUAACGAACUUUAACGAAAACUGCCGAAAAGUAAUGUUAUUCAAAAAAAGCGGUUGUCAUCGUCAGCCAUUUGUCUCGUCGUCUGCUAGCGUUCAAAGUUCAAAUGUACAAUGAAGUGUCUUUAAAUAAAAAUGGAUAAAAUAACGGAGAAAGACUGCGCAAAGCUUAAGGAUCUUGAAUCCAAUGUAGCAAACAAAUUCUCGUUUUCUUGGUUAGAACGGGAUGUUCAAGUUUGCAUUGAUGGACAAAAACACUCACGGCUUGUGAAAACCGACUUUGUCAAAGUUAACACCCCGGGUGUCAUCUUGUACGAAUUGUGCCAUAAGAGUGUCAAAUGGAAGCCGAGGGUUCAUUGCAAUAAAUGACCACAUUAAAACGCAAAAACAUGUUUUGCGUUUAAAAAAUAAGCUGCAGUCGUACAACAUAGAAUCGUUCAUGAAAAAGGUAGGUUAUUUGAAAAAAAAUCACUAACUGUGACAAAGUAAAAAUUAUUGAAGCUUUUAUCAAGAAUAUUGCACAUAAACGUAAAUAAUAUUACUUAUGAUGUUAAACAGUCGUUUUAUGUAUUUUAAAUUCCAAUAAAAUUAGUAUUUUUUUUUUAUUAAUUUAAGUUACAGUUUAUGAAGUGAAUAAGCCUGUGAGACUGAAACUGGAUGUUUUACAUUAGAUCUACUUAAUGCUUUUUAUGCUCUACAUUUUGUAAUUGUAUGCAGCACUUACCAAUGCUUAUCAGUUAAAGAAAAAAUAUUAACAUGAAUGAUUUUAAAUGAUCACUUGGUAAAUACUAAAUGUAUUUUUCAGCCUGAAGAUGGAUCCAUCAAGAAUGCCAUCAGCACUAACAGCGCCAACGCCACAAAACCAGACAACCCAUUUCAGACUGUGCAGAUGUGUGAUCGUGUGUCAAAUGCUGAGGCAAUGCUGUUGGGCUUCAUUGCCGAAAACUCGCUGCCUUUCACCAUGGCCCCCAAGAUUGUUGACUUAGCCAAAGGCUUAGCAAAAGACACUAAGGCUUUAAACCACCUGCCAAUGGAAAGAACCUCAGCGUCAUACAAAAUGAAAUUUGGAAUGGGGAAGACAUAUUUUGAUAGAACAGUGUCCAACAUGAAACGAUUCAAGUUUUCCCUCAACAUGGAUCAGAGUACGAGCACAAAUCUGCACAGAGUCUUGACAGUACUUGUCAGCUACUUCUCCCCAGAAACGUCAUCAGUAGUGGUAGAACAUUUUACCUCUAUUGACUUGAUCAAAGUAGAUUCAGCGACUAUUACGAAUCACAUUAUUGACUUGUUUGCUACUCAUGACAUACCAUGGACAAAUUUGACAUCUGUGUUGAUGGACUCAUGCAACAUGAUGAGAGGUUGUAAAUCUGGCGUUGAAGCAAGACUCCGUGACAUGGCUCCACAUCUUCUAGAUAUAGAUGGUGAUACGUGUCACCAUAUUCACAAUGCCUCUAAAAAGCUUUGUGAACCAUUUGAGUUUUGGGUUGAACGGUUGUUCACUGACAUUCACAAUGAUGUGAAAUGGAGCACAGACGUAAGGGACAUGAUGAAAGAGGUAGCAACCUUAAUAGGGAUAAAAUUCACCAUGCCUGAGCAGUUUGUGUCCCACAGGUGGCUUUCCUGUUAUGAUGUUGCAGUGAACACCAAGCGCUUGAUGGAUGUGUACCGUGUUGUGUACUAUGCGUUCAUGGACAAAUCUCAGCAGUCAUUGUACAAGUCGGUGGUGAAUGACAUACUCAAAAAAAGGGAAGUGAGCGAAGAUGCUGAAAGGAGAGUGAAGGAAAUCCAGAUGGAGCUGUCCCGAAAGAAUAUGACAAAAGAUGGACAGGCAAGAAAACAACGUAUCAUUGAACGUUUGUUGGAAAGAAAUACAAAGACUGAUCUGGUACUGAACUUCUAUGUUUCUGUGCUGCCCAUGCUUAAGUCUUACAUAGUGUUAUUUGAGACAAAGGAACCCUUGAUCCACAAGCUCAUUGAUAAACAAGAAGAGUUGAUGACCAAGUUUCUAGCAUGCUUCAUUGUCCCAGAUGCAGUAUCAAACAAGUCUGGAAAGCAGCUGAUGAAUUUGAAUCUCACCAGCAGUGAAAUAAUGCUCAAGGAUAGAAAAUGUUUGUGGGAGCUUCCAAUCAGAAACUGAUCCGUAAAAUAACAAGUAAGGAGUUAAAUGUGAAGACAUUCCGUAAGCAAGUGAAAUCUGCCUACAUCAACUGUGGCAAGUAUAUGCAGCAAAAGCUACCUCUGGCUAACCCUGUGCUUACUUCUGCUUCAGCUAUUGAUCCCAUUAUCAGAACCAGUGUGCACACUUCAGCACUAUUGAAUAAGCUGCCAACAUUAGUGCAUGAAGUUCUUCAUGGUGAAGAAGAAGAGGAGAAAUAUGCUACUGAGGUGAAAGAUUAUCAGGUUGAUAGAUUCUUACCUUCACACAGUGGACUUCGAAUUGAUCAUUGGUGGGCAGCUGUGAAUGCCACCGGCAAGUACCCUACACUUUGCAAAAUGGUGUUGAGUUUGCUUAGCUGUUUUCAUGGACCCCAAGUUGAAAGCAGUUUCAAUGUGAUGGGAGACAUUUUGAAUUCUAGGACUGGGAGAAUGAAAAUAGAAACAUACAGUGCCAUCCAGUCGACAAGGUAUGGCCUUGCCAACCAUGGCGUUGAUGCAGUGAAGCAGUUUGAAAGACACGAUGCAGCAAAAGAUCCGGUGGACAAAGUGCUCUGUCAAAAUCUGCGGUCUGCUGCACUGCGGUACAAAAGACAACAAGAAGAAACCAGAGCUGCAGAGAUGGAGAAAAGAAAAAACCAUCCUUUGAAAGAAAAGCAGCUUGAAAGUAAAUCUGCCAACAAAAGACUUCAAGCAGAGUUUGCCGUUACUGAUGCUGCUCGCCAUGAGGAAAGAAUGGCGAAAAAAAGAAGACAAGAAGUCCUCACCGAACUUGCAGCCAAAAGGAAGAAAUGAACUAGGCUUGUAUUAAUGAGGCUGACUGAGUUGUAGCUUUCGAAUUCAAUUAUGCUAGAAAAAAAAAGAUAAACAUAUUGAGCCUCAAGCAUUGUAAUAAAAAAAACUAAUAUAACAUAAGUAGGUGUAAUUUGAAAUCAGGCACUUGUUCAUUAAAUGAAUGUGCUGUUAUUAUUUAAUACUGUUAAGUGAGUUUGAAUAAACAGUGAAAUAUCAAUUUUCUUAACAUCUAGUCACUACAAGAACUUAUUUACUACUUCAGAUCUAGUCAUUGCAUUAAAUUUUAUUAUGUUACAUGUGAUUCUUGUAUGGUAAUUUUAGAUUAUUAUUUUGUGUAUGUAUCAAUUAUGAAGUUUCUGUGCGUUUUUGAUGUAUAACAUGCCAUGAGAUUCUGUGUGAACCAUAUUAGUUGAAAAGACUACCUUUUGAAUUAUGUUUACAAUUAAGUGUAUGUAUUUUUCAUGUACAAACCUAACAAUUGUUUGUUUUCCAUUGUAUGCAUGUUAAGUAUUCUGCAAGAAUUACUGUCAACAUAUGUUGGUCUUAUACUUGAGGAUAGCUUCCUAUUUGCAAAUCAAUUUGCUAUCCUUCAGGAGCUUCCGGCCCCUUGGACCCCUGAUCAGGGCUUUGCCCUAGACCAACCAGGGGCCCUGCGGCCCCCUGGCCCCCAGCUUAAAUAUUUCAGUAUUUUCAAUUUUUGUACUUUCAACCAUGCAUCUAGUCACUACAAGAAUUUAUUUAGUACUUCACAUCUAGUCUGAAGUCAUUGCAUUUAUUAAGUCUGUGAUUCUUGUAUGCUAAUUUUAGAUUAUAAUUGUUCUAAAGUGAAUGUAUCAAUGAAGAAGUUUCUGUUAGUUUUUGAUUAUGUAUAACAUGCCAUGAGAUUCUGUUUGAAUUAUAUUAGUUGAAAAGACUACCUUUUGAAUUAUGUUUACAAUUAAGUGUGCUUGUAAAAAUGUACAAUGGUUAGCAUUCAAUGAUAUACUUCCUUUUAUUAAGUUACUAGUCACUAUAAGCCUUUCAAAAUUAAUAGAUAAAAUGACUGAAUAAAGUUAUUGUACAUGUACAAACAUAACCAUUGUUUGUUUUCCAUUGUAGGCAUGUUAAGUAUUCUGCAAGAAUUACUGUCAACAUAUGUUGGUCUUAUACUUGAGGAUAGCUUCCUAUUUGCAAAUCAAUUUGCUAUCCUUCAGGAGCUUCCGGCCCCUUGGACCCCUGACCAGGGCUUUGCCCUAGACCAACCAGGGGCCCUGCGGCCCCCUGGCCCCCAGCUAAAAUAUUUCAGUAUUUUCAAUUUUUGUACUUUCACCCAUGCAUCUAGUCACUACAAGAAUUUAUUUAGUACUUCACAUCUAGUCUGAAGUCAUGGCAUUUAUUAAGUCUGUGAUUCUUGUAUGCUAAUUUUAGAUUAUAAUUGUUCUAAAGUGAAUGUAUCAAUGAAGAAGUUUCUGUUAGUUUUUGAUUAUGUAUAACAUGCCAUGAGAUUCUGUUUGAACCAUAUUAGUUGAAAAGACUACCUUUUGAAUUAUGUUUACAAUUAAGUGUGCUUGUAAAAAUGUACAAUGGUUAGCAUUCAAUGAUAUACUUCCUACAUAUUAAGUUACUAGUCACUAUAAGCCUUUAAAAAAUUAAUAGAUAAAAUGACUGAAUAAAGUUAUUGUACAUGUACAAACAUAA